AUGGAUGACUUUAGCAUUGAAAAGGUCAUCGGCAAGGGCAGCUUUGGCAAGGUCAUGCUCGUGCGGAAAAAGGAUACCGGCCGCAUCUAUGCCCUCAAGAAGAUCAGCAAGCAACACCUCAAGGAUCGCGGCGAGAUUGAGCACACGAUGUCCGAGCGCCGCAUCCUCGUCAAGUCAAGCUCCCCCUUUCUUGUUGCCCUCAAGUUUUCCUUUCAGACUCCAGACAAGGUCUACUUUGUCCUCGAUUACGUCAGCGGUGGCGAGCUGUUUGUGCACUUGCAGCGCGAUGGCAACUUUUCCGAGUCACGCUCGCGAUUCUAUGUGGCCAUGCUCAUCCUGGCCCUGGAGCACCUCCACGCGCUCAACGUCAUUUAUCGCGAUCUCAAGCCCGAAAACGUCCUGAUUGACAUGAAUGGCUACCUAAAGUUGACGGACUUUGGCCUCUGCAAAGAAGGCAUUGACAAGUUUGGCCGCACCUACACCUUUUGCGGUACACCAGAAUACAUGGCGCCGGAAAUCCUGCAGCAGAAGGGCUACGGCAUGGAAGUGGAUUGGUGGACUGUGGGCACUCUACUCUUUGAGAUGCUCACAGGCCUGCCGCCCUUUUACGACCAGGACACCCAGGAGAUGUAUCGACGCAUUUUGUUCCAGCCCUUGACAUUCCCCGAGGAGGUGUCUCUCAAGGCUCAAGAUUUGAUUACUCAGCUGCUGCAGCGCAAUCCCUCCGCUCGCCUCGGUCGUCUUUCGGCCAAGGAGAUUCAGCGUCAUUUGUUCUUCAAGGACAUGGACUGGGCGGCCCUGGAAAAGAAACAGCUUGAAGCACCUUGGAAACCCCGCAUCGGGGACGAGCUGGACACGAGCAACUUUGAUGAGGAGUUUACUCGUAUGCGUGCCGUGGACACCCCUUUGCAGGACACGCUGCUGUCAGAGAGCGUCCAGCAAAAGUUUGCUGGUUUCACGUUUGUGGACCAAGGCGAAUUGUAG
Monosiga brevicollis MX1 is the source of this 984-nucleotide messenger RNA. RefSeq lists its product as uncharacterized. The transcript is spliced from 4 exons. Gene Ontology annotation, biological process: protein phosphorylation. NCBI's taxonomy places the organism in Eukaryota, Choanoflagellata, Craspedida, Salpingoecidae. The coding region runs from base 1 to 984 and encodes 327 amino acids. The record is from RefSeq and is a predicted model, not a curated record. Gene Ontology annotation, molecular function: protein serine/threonine kinase activity; ATP binding.